Molecule: messenger RNA, 1827 nt
Organism: Triticum dicoccoides
Lineage: Eukaryota; Viridiplantae; Streptophyta; Magnoliopsida; Poales; Poaceae
Product: short integuments 2, mitochondrial-like
Exons: 8
Coding region: 109-1221 (370 amino acids)
Biological process (GO): mitochondrial translation
Cellular component (GO): mitochondrion
Molecular function (GO): GTPase activity; GTP binding
Source: RefSeq, a predicted model, not a curated record
AGCAGUCCCAACUUGUAAAGCCUUUUGCUGCGAGAGACACUGCGGGCAGCGCCGCCGACACCGACGCCGACGCCGACGCCGACGCGGGGUUGAGCCGCCACCGCCAGGAUGCGGGGUCUGACGCGGGCGGGGAAGCGCGCCAGUGAUAUGGCCUUCAACGCCGGCGGCGGAGCCAUCAACUGGUUCCCCGGCCACAUGGCUGCCGCCUCACGCGCCAUCCGCGACCGCCUCAAGCUCGCCGACCUCGUCAUCGAGGUCCGCGACGCCCGCAUUCCGUUAUCCUCAGCAAACGAAGACCUUCAGCCGGUGCUUUCAGCUAAGAGGCGUAUCCUUGCUCUAAACAAGAAAGAUCUAGCGAAUCCCAAUAUAAUGAAUAUGUGGCUUGAUCAUUUUCAAUCAUCUAAGCAAGAUUGCAUCUCAUUAAAUGCACAUAGCAGCAACUCUAUUAAUCAGCUGCUUGGGCUUGUGGAGUUGAAACUAAGGGAAGCAAUCUUGAAAGAGCCCACACUUCUUGUUAUGGUAGUUGGUGUCCCCAAUGUUGGAAAGUCUGCACUCAUUAACUCCAUUCAUAGAAUUGCCAAUUCUAGAUUUCCAGUGAACGAUAAGAUGAAGCGGGCUAGAGUAGGACCUCUCCCUGGAGUUACACAAGACAUUGCAGGAUAUAAGAUUGCAAGCCAGCCGAGCAUUUACGUGCUUGAUACACCAGGUGUUCUAGUGCCAAGCAUUCCAGAUAUGGAAACAGGUCUAAAGCUUGCUCUGACAGGAGCUGUUAAAGAUUCGGUGGUAGGAGAGGAGCGUAUAGCCAAAUAUUUAUUAUCUCUUCUUAAUAUUAGAAAAACUCCUCUACAUUGGGAGCGAUUGCUACACAGAAGAGAAGAAUUUGAUGAAGAUCCAGAUGACAGUUGUGAAAAAGGGUCUAGAGGUUCACUGCGGAGGAGGCAGCGUUUUAACAAUUCCGAUGCCUUGUAUGUUCAGGACUUGGUGAUAGAGGUCCAGAGAACGCUGUGCAGUACAGCCAUGGAAUUUACAGGCAACCUCGAUGAAGAUAACGAGCUGGAAAGUCUAAUUGACUCACAGCUUGUUGCCCUUCGAAAGGUGUUCAGAAUACCCCACAAACCGCUUGAUGAAUCACAUGGCCCGGCCUCCAAGAAGUUAUUGACUCUUUUCAGAUCAGGGAAACUCGGCCCGUUCAUCCUCGACGACCUUCCUGACAAGCAGUGAAGGGGAAGAUUCACUUGCCUUUGAAUGCCAGGUGAUUGCAAUCUUCCAGGAUUAGUUUUGUUGUGAAGUAAUGCAAUCUGUCACAAUGUUCAGCACCACUCAUAGAUAACUAGAAGCAGACGUGUGCCUUGCUGCGCAGAUUCCCUUGCAGGGUUUCUCCGCUUGCCGCUUUUUUGGUGGUGGGCUCUUUGCCUAUGUGUAUUGGCUGCUGUUUCUUGUUUUCCCCGCGUUCUUCUCAUCCCCUUUCUCCUGAGAUUUCGGUGGAAGUGGCUGUGCAAGGUCUUUAAGAAACUUACAUAUAGGGGAAUCGAUUUUGCAUCAUCAGCAGGUGGGUUCCUUGGACUGUCGGUGUGGCACCAAUAUGUACAAACCGUAGGCAGCAAGAAUGAUGCAGCAACAGGAUUAGCUAAUUUUUUCUGUAUAUAUGUAAAGAGAAGUCUGCUAGUAGUAACUCUUUAUGAUUGAUUAGAGUAGCCAUGGUAAGCUGAAAAAGGUUUUGCAUCUCCUGAAGCUGUGAAUUUCACUCAUGAUGCAAGCUAGAAAAGUUUUGGAUCUCUUGAAUAUGAGACUGAAAAACUAAGCAAACUAGCCUAAACUACUGCCAUA